GUACCAAUCGCUCAGCUGAUCAGUGGUUUUUCCUCGGCGGUGUGUCUGCACAGCUCAGUGUGUCUUCGCUCACCUUCAGGAUGAAGGAGUGUGUUUUCCUGCUGUGGUUGUGCUGUUUCUGCUGGAGAACAGAAGCUGAUUCCAGAACGUAUCUGAUAACGGCUCCUGUCUCACUGCGACUGGAUGCCGAUGAGACAGUGUUUGUGGAGCUGUUUGGUUACACGGAUGAUGUGAGGGUCUUCGUGUAUCUGAAGACCAGCAUGGCUCCGGAUCACGUGGAGCUCUCAAAGGAUGACGUGAUCCUUAACUUACAGAAUAAGUACAAGGCCACGGCCAAACUCCGGAUAUUCCCAAACAAAUUGGACCAGAAGGCAAAAUAUGUGGUUCUCCACGUGCUGUCAGAUAGUUUCAACCAUCACAUGAACAUUCCUGUCAGGCGCUCCAACGGCUUCUUGUUCAUCCAGACGGACAAACCGCUGUACACCCCACAUCAGAAAGUCAAUGUCAGGGUGUUCUCCAUGAACCAGGAGUUGAGGCCAGCCAAACGUAAUGUCUUCCUGACCUUCAGGGACCCCGAUAAAACAAUUGUGGAUGUUGUCGAGAUGGCUGACGUGAACAAUGGAGUCCCAACGAUGCAAAACCCCUUCGUUAUCCCGGUCAAACCAAAGUUGGGUAUUUGGACCAUUGAAGCCUCGUACUCAAAUGAUUUUACCACAAAUGCCAAAGCCGACUUUGAAGUGAGAGAAUAUGUUCUUCCCAGUUUCACCAUCCACUUUGAACCAAGAACAAACUUCAUUACCUACAGCCACUUCCAGGAUUUCUCCUUUAAAGUUUCCGCCCGGUAUCUGCACGGCGCUCCAGUGGCCGAUGGGGAGCUCUUCCUCCGUUAUGGUUAUGUUGGUUCAAAAGCUCCAGUCAUCAUCACCACCUCAGUCACCAGGAAAAGGCUGUCCUCUGAAGGUAGAGUGGAUGUGACUCUCAACAUGCAGGACGUCCUGAAAAAUCACGAUGGACCGAAAGACCUUGACGGCCUGGUGGGGAAGUACCUGUAUGUAACUGUGCUGUUAACGGAGGACACAGGUGGUAUAACGCAGGAAGCGGAAUUUGCUUCAGUCAAGUUUGUCAAGUCACCUUAUCAUCUGAGUCUGAUUUCUACUCCUCCCUUCAUCAAACCUGGACUUCCUUAUAACAUCCAGGUGCUGGUAAGGGAUCACCUGAACAAGCCGGUGAGUGAGAUUCCGGUGCGUCUGGUGGAGGAGGAGGUGAUCACAGAUAGUCAUGAAGUCAAGCACAUGACCUGUCAGGAGAGCACCGCCACCGGAUCAAGUGGCCUGUCCUACUUCAUCUGCAACCCUCUGAAAAAUGCUGCCACAGUGAAGCUGAAGUUUGAGACGGCAGAAGACAGCCUCCCAAGACAAAGUCAGGCCAGCCUGGAGCUGAAGGCGGAGGCAUACCACUCCCCGAACCGCCGGUACCUCUACAUCAACACGCCAAUGUUCGGCCGUGGCCUGGUGGUGGACCAGUACAGCAACAUCCAGGUUUACACGUCGGCCCCCUCCUUCCUGCAGAUCAAAACCAUCAGCUACCUGGUGAUAUCUAAAGGCAAGGUGGUGCAUCAUGACAGUCAGCCGUUUGUGGCCAGCAUUGACAAUGUGCAGAACCUGAACUUUUUGGUGACCAAUUCCAUGGUUCCAUCCAUCCGGCUGCUAGUUUACUACAUCCUGCAUGGAGAGGGGACCUCCGAGCUUGUGGCCGACUCCGUCUGGUUGGAUGUCAAAGCUAAGUGUAUCAACGGACUCAAUGUGGAACUAAACACCAAGAGUCAUUCUGCAUUUUACAAGCCGAGAGAAGAACUUCACAUGAACAUCAAUGUCAAUCGGGAUGGUGUGGUGGCUCUGUCGGCUGUAGACGCUGCUCUUUUCAGCCUUCGACCCAACUACAGGGACCCUGUUUCCAUGGUCCUGCGACACAUUGAGCAGUCUGACAUGGGUUGUGGAGGCGGCGGCGGCAAAAAUAACUCUGAUGUCUUCCGACUAGCAGGCCUCACCUUCAUGACCAAUGCCAAUGCCGACCCAGUGAGCAGCAGUGAGCCAUGUACAGCGGUUGUUCGUGCAAAGCGAGCUGUGACUGAAGAGCAGAAGAGAGAAAUGGCUGACAGUUACGGAAAGAGGAAGCCGUGCUGUGAGCAGGGCAUGCGGUACAUCCCGAAGAGCGUGACCUGCGAACAGUUUGCCAACCAGGCCUUCAGGAAGAGCGCCCCCUGCAGGGAAGCCUUCAGAGAGUGCUGCGAGUUUAUCCAGAAGGGCCUGGACUUGGACGACAGGCUGGUGCUGGGACGCCACCACCUGGGUGCCAACUUCGACCAGGCUCCGGCUCUAGUGCGCAGCUACUUCCCAGAAAGCUGGUUAUGGGAGGCGCAUGAAAUCAGAUCAGGUCAGAUGACUAUCAAGAAGUCUCUGCCAGACUCUCUCACCACCUGGGAGAUAAAGACCAUCGGCAUGUUUGAAAACGGAGGUAUGUGCGUUGCAGACCCGGUGAAGGUGUCGGUCAAUCUGCCACUCAGCGUGGACAUCCCGCUACCCUACCAGGUGGUCAGAGGAGAGCAGGUGCAACUACAAGGAUCUGUAUACAACCAGCUGCCCGACACCAUCUCGUAUUGCGUGACACUGAUGGCCGGCCAGGAGGUCUGCCUGCUGCAGUCUGAGCUGGUGGAGGACGGGAAACAUGCCACACCCUGCAACUAUAAGCGUCUGUCUCCAGGUGGGGUGGCCACAGUGAGCUUCACCGUGCUGGGCCUGGAGCCUGGAUUACACACCUUGAGAUUUACACUGAAAACACCAGAAAAGAACGGGGACAUCGUGGAGAAGAAGCUACGAGUAGUGCCUGAUGGAGUGAGACAGGAGGUGAAUUCUGGAGGGCGACUGGACCCACAGGGGAUCUAUGGUUCAGAAAAGAUCGAAGUGGAGCUGAAGAACAAAUUACCAGAGAACAUGGUUCCGAGCUCAGGUGUGCAGAGAGUGCUGACGAUCAACGGGGAGCUUCCAGGUGAAGUUGUAACUGUGAUAAGCAACCCUAAGGGCUUCAGACAGCUCAUAAGUACGCCGGAAGGGUCGGCGAUGGGAGAGCUGGAAAGACUCCUCCCCUACGUCCAAGUGUAUGAUUACCUGGAGGCGACCAGAAACUGGGGCCUGCUGGGACCAGACAUCCUGAAGAGCUCAGCCGAUAUGAGACAGAAGAUUAAGGAUGGCCAGAUUGCCAUCACUUCAUUCUUAAAUGGAGACAACAGCUACAGUAUGUGGAGGGAUGGAGAAGGCAGCACCAGGGUCACCGCUGAGGUGGUGGGUGUUCUGUCCAGCGCAGAUGCAUUUGUACGUGUGGACCAUCAGUCUCUUUCAAACUCUGUGUCAUGGCUGAUUAACAGCGCUCAACAACAGGAUGGAUCCUUUGCUGAGAAGUCCUCCUACAAAUCAGACAAAGCCAUGGUGGAGGGGUCAGAUCCUCUGGAACAGUCGGUGUAUCUGACGUCUUUUGUCCUGAUCGCCUUGGUCAGAGCAACAAGCAUCAGAGAGAAUACCCUGCAGCUUAAAUCCCAUGGAACCAGCAAGACUCAGGCAGCAGACUACAUUUCCCAGCAUGCCCCGCAGGUGAAGAGUGUUUACGUGCGUGCCGUAGCGACCUAUGCACUGACUCUUGUGGACUCCAGCAACAUGGCGGUAACCCAGCUGUUCGAAAGCCUGGAAAAAGUGGCCCGACAGAAAGGCAACCCAGUUGAACUGAGGUACUGGCAAGAGCCUGGUGUGACAACUGAAUGGAUAAAACCAGAUGAAAGCAGUGGUCGGACAGUGGAGAUGACCGCAUACGUCCUACUGGCAGUGCUGAAUAUGGGGAGAAUUCCCUAUGGCAACCCCAUCUUGCUGUGGCUUACUCAAGACCAACACUACGGCGAGGGUUACUUUUCUAUGAGGGAUGCUAUGCUUACAUUGGAGGCGUUGACCAAAUACAGCAAGGUCGUCCCUAAAACCUACCUCAAUCAGGACAUCAUUAUCCGCUACGCCAGAGAAGGCAGGCUGAAAGAAGUCCAACUGAACCAGAACCGACCUGUGUCCUCACCCUUGGAGAUAAAGAAGAAUGAUGACAUCAUUGUGUCCACUGGUUUUGGGAAGGGUGUGUCCAGUGUGAAGCUGAAGACGGUGUAUUACCAGACCACUGCAUCCACUCAGCCCAGAUGUAACUUUGAACUCACUAUCAAGGUGGUCGGCCCCGACGCUUCCGACAAUCCCAGUAUGCGAGCCCCCCAUCUGGUCGCCUGUGCAAAGUAUAAACCUCCUCCUGGUGAGAAGUACACAGAGUCUGAGCUCACAGUGAUGAAGAUCCAGCUGCCAACCGGGGUGGAGCCUUACUUAGAGGAUCUGAAACAGUUCAAAGUUGGAUUGGAGCCGGUCAUCAACGACUAUUCGCUGGAGGGAAGCACUGUGGUCAUCCAGAUUGAGUCUGUUCCCUCAAGUGUUUUCCUGUGUGUCGGCUUUCGGAUCAGAUCCAGGUUCAAGGUGCUCGGAGGCAGUGAGUCUUUGCUAACUGUCACAGAGCCCAAUGACAAAGGCAGCAUCUGCACCAGACCCUUCUCCGACGAGCAGCAGAAGCUGCAGCGCCUCUGUGUGGGCGAACACUGUCAGUGCAUGACAGCUGCAUGUGCCAUCUUCAGAGAAAACCUGGACACAACGCUGACAUAUGAAGCUCGGAAACAGGAGAUCUGCAAACCACCCUACAAAUAUGCCUUCAAGGUAAAAGUGACGUCCAAAUCUUCAGAGGGAGACUUUACAACCUACAGAACUACCGUAGUGGAAGCGGUGUUCAGCAAAGAUCAAGACUAUAAGAGUGUCCAUCAAGAUACAACGAUAGACCUGGUGAAGAAAGCCUCCUGUCUCGGGGUUGAGCUUAAAGUGAACCAACGGUACAUGCUCAUCGGAUCAAGCGGGUCAGAGUACAAAGAUAGAAACAAAUCCAAGUAUCGUGUUGCCCUGGACUCGGACACGCUGGUGGAGACCUGGCCCAUUAACUGUGAAUCUCCAGAGUGUUCAGACUACCUGGCAGCCAUGUCCGACUUAGCUAUAAAUCUUGAACUGGAUGGUUGUGAUGAUUAACAAAACUCUGCUGCAGCUUUUAAUACAACCAAUCACAGAGAAGAUUGGUUUGAUGAGCUCAUCCUUACAUCCUUCAUAAUCAGUUACCAAUAAAAGUUCAAUAAAC
Melanotaenia boesemani (Boeseman's rainbowfish) is the source of this 5247-nucleotide messenger RNA. RefSeq names its product complement component 5 (gene c5). The transcript is spliced from 42 exons. Gene Ontology annotation, molecular function: protein binding; endopeptidase inhibitor activity. The coding region runs from base 81 to 5141 and encodes 1686 amino acids. The record is from RefSeq and is a predicted model, not a curated record. NCBI's taxonomy places the organism in Eukaryota, Metazoa, Chordata, Actinopteri, Atheriniformes, Melanotaeniidae. Gene Ontology annotation, cellular component: extracellular region.